Messenger RNA from Lentinula edodes (shiitake mushroom), 1125 nucleotides. RefSeq names its product endo-beta-glucanase. The transcript is spliced from 10 exons. Gene Ontology annotation, biological process: glucan catabolic process. NCBI's taxonomy places the organism in Eukaryota, Fungi, Basidiomycota, Agaricomycetes, Agaricales, Omphalotaceae. The coding region runs from base 1 to 951 and encodes 316 amino acids. The record is from RefSeq and is a predicted model, not a curated record.
AUGCACUCGACAUUCAUUCAUCUCCUUUCCUCUAUCGUAAUCGCUACUGGCCUUCUUCGGGUCCAUGCAGCUACCUACACCCAAUCAACAUCAUAUAUAGGAAAUGACUUUAUCAGUGGCGAUUUUAAUUUCUUCACGGCCGCUGAUCCCACAGCAGGACGGGUAACUUAUGUGGACCAAGCAACUGCAGCUGCUGCCAACUUGACCUUUGCCACAGACGAUGUUUUUGUCCUUCGUGCGGACGAUACUACAGUCCUCUCUGCAAGCGAUCCCGGCAGAAAGUCUGUUCGACUUGAAUCUGUGCUUACGUUCGGGAGCCCAUCAGCUAUGGUACUCGAUAUCGCACACAUGCCUGAAGGAUGCGGCACCUGGCCAGCCCUUUGGACAUAUGGCCCCAACUGGCCAAGCGUGAACAACCAAAAUAAUAAUCAAGGUACUUUACACACAGGCCCAUCCUGCACUAUGCCCGCCAGUCGCACCCAAACCGGUACUGUGCUGAACGACGACUGCGCUGCUGCAGAUGAUGGAAACGAUGGAUGUGGUGUUGAGUUUGCUGCCAACACAUUCGGACCUAGUUUUAACGCUGCUGGAGGAGGAUGGUUCGGAAUGGAGAGGACAUCUACCUUUAUCAGUAUCUGGUUCUGGCCGCGUGGCUCCACUACGGUCCCCGCCGGUGUAUCAGAAGGAGACACUGAAGUCGUUACCGACAACUGGGGUACUCCCGUGGCUUAUUUCCCCAACACCGAUUGUGACAUUGCAUCUGAAUUUGAGGCCCACAAUUUUGUAAUAAACCUAACGUUCUGUGGUGAUUGGGCAGGAAUCACUAGCGUUUGGGAUCUUGCUUGCGCUGCGAGUACGGGAGUCUCUGAUUGCAAUGACUACGUCAAUGCAAACCCCUCCGCUUUCAGCAAUGCAUAUUUCGAGAUUAAUUCUGUUAGAAUCUACGAAUGAGCAGCUCAUGCAGUGUGGUCCUUCAUCGUUAGAUUGGAGCUCAUCGUGACUCGUACAAAUCGUUCAGCCGGGUGCUGAUGUUGUAAAUUUAUAAAUGUGUGUAAUUGAUAGCUACGUAUGUAUACAAAAAACCAAACUACCACCGAUUAAGUAUGGGCCGGCGAAUUACCUGUU